ACCCUAUCAUGGCCACCACCGUCCUUGGCGAGUCCUCCCCCCGAGAAUUCACCAUCCUCCUCUUGGGUGAAACGGGGGUCGGAAAAUCGACAUGGAUAAAUGGCUUCGCCAACUUUCUGCUUCAUUCGGACCUAUCUUCUGCCGAAGAAAGCCCCAUCCAUUGCGUCAUCCCAACCUCUUUCAUCAUCACGGACGAGGACUACAAAGAAAAAUUAGUCUCCGUGGGGCAGGAUAUGAACGAAGUCAUGGAAACCGGGCAAUCCGCAACGCAACUACCGCAAUCCUACCUCUUCCCCAGAGACGGUUACAUGGUCCGUUUAAUCGACACGCCCGGAAUUGGCGAUGUGCGCGGGGUUAAGCAGGACAAAAAAAACUUCGAACGGAUCCUCGACCAUAUUUCUCACCUCGAAUCACUCCAUGCCAUCUGCAUCUUGCUCAAACCUAACAAUGCCCGACUCGGCAUCAUGUUUCAAUUUUGUAUUAAGGAGCUGUUAACUCAUCUCCAUAAAGACGCCUGCGCCAACAUCGUCUUCUGCUUUACCAACUCCCGUUCCACCUUUUACCGUCCAGGGGAUACGUUACCAUCAUUGAGAAAAUUACUCGAGGAAAAUCAACAUGUAUCCAUCCCGUUAGAUCGGUCCACAAUUUAUUGCAUGGACAAUGAGGCGAUCCGAUUUCUUUACGCGAUAAAAAACGGGGUCGCAUUCGAUUCGGAUGAACGCAAAAAUUAUAUCGCAUCCUGGGAUAAAUCUGUCGGAGAAAUAAACCGACUUCUGGAACGGGCAGAAUCAUCUCCCCCUCACUCAGUGCAAUCGACCCUAUCGCUUAACACGGCAAGACAAACAAUCCUCUCCUUGGGGAGUCCAAUGGCUGAAGUAACCCGAAAUAUCCAACUUAAUAUCGCCACCCAACAAGCACAGAUGGAAUCCGUAAAAAAUUCAGAGAAAUCGCAAGAAGAACUUAGCCGAAACUUGGUUCAUAAAGUAUACGAAGUAAGAAUGCAUCAACUCCUCGAGCCCAGAACGAUCUGUACGGCCGCGAAAUGCACUGACGUUAUUGAAGUUGGCGGCGUAAAGGAUACCAACUAUAAAUCGCACUGUCACACCAACUGCGGCACGGGAAAGCAGAAGCACUUCAAAAUUGGGAAUAUAAAAGGACACAAAAAUUUAAGAAAAUGUUCCGCCUUCAAUCCGGACGGGCUCUGUAAGCGAUGUAACUGCAGUUGGAAGGAACACAUGAAGAUAACAUAUGAGACGUCGUUAGUCGAGAAGGAAGUUAAAGAUAUCGAGAAACAAAUGGAAUUACAAUAUCAGGAGGAUUCUACAAAGAAGAUUGAGAAACAUAUUAAAGAAAUGGGUGUCAUCAUUGACGAGUUGAGACAAGAACAGGAAGAGAUUACAGAUGCGAGCAUAGAAUUCGCCAAAUUUUUGCGACUUAACGCGAUCACGGUGUACAAUAAUGCUAUGGAUGAAUACAUUGGGCAUUUCAUUCAUGACGAGAGGAACAAGAUGGCCAGUCCUGGAGGAGGAAAUCCUAAAAUUUAUGAAGGUUUGAUCAAAUUGCAAGCCGAUUAUAGGAACCAAAUGGAGACUUUAGACAAAGCCAUGCGGCAGAAUAGUUGCGGACCACCACUUACUCCGAUUGAGUUGGACCAACUUAUCAAAAGGUUGUACCGGAUGAAGCAUAACGGCAAAUUGUUAAUGGAAAUGAUGGAAACGUCCCAAUCUUCUGCAGAUUCGUGCUACACGGAGAAGUUAGUGGGUCGGAAUGCGAGUUUUACGACGGUCACUAAACGUCCGAGGAAGAAGGGAAAAUUACUUAACGAAUUCGUGCAAUGGAUUAAUCCGGGAAACCCGUCUAAAUCGGGCGAGAGGAGCCAGUUAGAAUAUGGUAAAAAUAGGCAAUCCGAUGAUAGUGCUUUAACUAAAUCAUUAUAUAAGCCUUCCAAAGGUCAUAAAUUUUCGAAUUCUAUUAAACAAAAUACGGCCGGUGAGUUUGGAAGACAAGAAAAUAAUUAUGCGAAGAAUGAUGGACCCGCAAGUUGGGUUAAGGUAAUGUAUCCCAUUGCAUAUCGGCAACCCAAGGAAGAUUCUCCACAGACACGAUCCGCGCCAACAUCAAAACGACAACCUCCACCGCCACCACCGAAGCCACUAACUUCACAAUCAUCAACACCUCCAUCAUCCCCACUAGUUUACACUAGUGGUAAUGAUUAUGGUGACCAUUACAAGUCAUCAAUGCCGGAAAUUACAGAAGAAAGGGCGAAUUUAAUGCAAGAUAUUCGCAAUGGGCUUAAACUGAAGAAAACCGACACUGCCAAUCAAAAUAGAGCGAACAUACCACCGAGAGACGGAAAUGCAGAUGGAAUGGAUUUGCUAAGGCGAACUUUGGCCAUGAGGGCGGCCAGAUUUCAGGAUGAUGACGAAUGGAAUUAGAUGUAUUCCUUUGAAUAAAUUUAAAUCAACUUGAUGCAAAAAUUAGUGCAAAUUAUGUAUGCAUAAGUUUAUUAUAACUGUGUGAGUAUAUUCAGUGUACAUGUAUUUACAUUAUUUAAAUGUGUAUUUAUACAUAUUAAAGUUAUUUGAAUUGGAUUCGAAAAUCCACAACCCAUUACAUAAUUACGUGAGCGAAAUUUGUAACCUUAACGAACCCAUUGUUUUAUAAAGUAAAA
Folsomia candida is the source of this 2671-nucleotide messenger RNA. RefSeq lists its product as uncharacterized. Gene Ontology annotation, molecular function: actin binding. The coding region runs from base 9 to 2435 and encodes 808 amino acids. NCBI's taxonomy places the organism in Eukaryota, Metazoa, Arthropoda, Collembola, Entomobryomorpha, Isotomidae. The record is from RefSeq and is a predicted model, not a curated record. The transcript is spliced from 3 exons.